Phaeoacremonium minimum UCRPA7 is the source of this 423-nucleotide messenger RNA. Its product is annotated as putative transmembrane protein 32 protein. The coding region runs from base 1 to 423 and encodes 140 amino acids. Lineage: Eukaryota; Fungi; Ascomycota; Sordariomycetes; Togniniales; Togniniaceae. Gene Ontology annotation, cellular component: EMC complex. The record is from RefSeq and is a predicted model, not a curated record. The transcript has 2 exons. Gene Ontology annotation, biological process: protein folding in endoplasmic reticulum.
AUGACCUGGAUCUCGAAGGCAAUCUCUUCCUUCGGCCUGCUGCUGGUUGCUCAUGCCUGCUAUUCAGCGCAGGAGCAUUCGGCUCUGCAAUCACUUCGAGCCACCAGCGCCACCCUUGCAUCAACAGCACCGGCUUCCUCGGCGUUGCCGGUUGACAUUUCAAUAGAGACUAUUGUGGGCUUGGUCGUUGCGAUAGUGGGCCUCGUCCUCGCGUCACCAAACCUACGACCUAUUCAGUGGCGUGUCUGGGCAGGAAAGAUCGAGCGAGAGGGACAAGAGGGCUUCUUGAAGAGCAACGGUGAACUAGAGAAGGAUUACGUGGGUAAUCCGUUCCGGCUACUGGAGACGAGGCCCGGCUUCGUGGACAUUCGCAAGCAAAGGAAGGAGUUCGCGCAAUGGGUGAAGAAUGGCAGCGAGAAAUGA